Molecule: messenger RNA, 966 nt
Organism: Zootermopsis nevadensis
Lineage: Eukaryota; Metazoa; Arthropoda; Insecta; Blattodea; Termopsidae
Source: RefSeq, a predicted model, not a curated record
AUGGAGGAGAAGGCUAGAGAAAUUGCAACUAGACUCCACACCGAAGAUUUCUCGGCGAGCAAUGGCUGGUUGGAUCGUUUCCGUAAACGAAAUAACAUAAGUCUGCACGUCCUUUCUGGCGAAUCAGCUUCUGCUGAUCUUCAAGCUGCUGAAGAUUGGAAACGCAAACUUCCAAGCCUUUUGUUGGGAUACGCAGAAGAGGACAUUUUCAACGCGGAUGAAAGUGGACUAUUCUACCGUCAACAUCCAACGCGAUCCUUAAUAGAAAGGAGAGAGACAUGUAAAGGAGGGAAGAAAUCUAAGGAACGGAUUACUGUUUUGCUAUGUUGCAAUUCGCGAGGAGAGAAAUUAAAGCCAGUAGUUAUUGUAAAUGCUGCACGUCCUAGAGCUUUCAAAACGAACAAUGUGAAAUUGGACGACCUUCCCGUAAUUUGGUGUCACAACAAGAAGGCUUGGAUGACAUCUAAAAUUUAUCCUGAGUGGUUGAACGAGGUCAACCUUAAAAUGAAGCGGGCUAAUCGGAAGAUAUUAUUGUUAGUCGACAACGCUACAAGCCACGUCAGUUCAAAUCUCUCAAACGUCAGUAUACAAUUUCUGCCGCCAAAUCUGACCAGCGAAGUGCAGCCACUAGAUAAGGGCAUUAUUCAAUCUGUGAAACUGCUCUACAGGAAGCAACUAAUGCAUUCACUAAUCAAUGCUGCAGAUAAGUGCAAAGACGUGACCGAAUUUUCAAGAAGCGUUACAGUCUUAGAUGCCAUUCGGUGGAUUCUUGGUGCCUGGGCAGAAGUUUCUCAUCAAACCAUUGCAAAGUGUUUCCGACAUGCAGGAUUUAUGGCAGAUUCCAUUGAGGAUGAAGAGGAAGGGAUGGAAGAAGACAGUUUUCAUGAAGAAAUAAACUGUCUUCCUGAGGAGAUCGCAACCAAAUUCCUGAUGUCCAAGCUCUUUCAACGUUCGACAACAUUCUAG